Pterocles gutturalis (yellow-throated sandgrouse) is the source of this 1096-nucleotide messenger RNA. It is a transcript of the gene UBE2L3, whose product is annotated as ubiquitin-conjugating enzyme E2L 3. Gene Ontology annotation, cellular component: nucleus. Gene Ontology annotation, biological process: protein polyubiquitination; ubiquitin-dependent protein catabolic process. The coding region runs from base 25 to 435 and encodes 136 amino acids. Gene Ontology annotation, molecular function: ubiquitin conjugating enzyme activity. NCBI's taxonomy places the organism in Eukaryota, Metazoa, Chordata, Aves, Pterocliformes, Pteroclidae. The record is from RefSeq and is a predicted model, not a curated record. The transcript has 3 exons.
CUUGAAGAAAUCCGCAAAUGUGGAAUGAAAAACUUCCGUAAUAUCCAGGUUGAUGAAGCUAAUUUAUUGACCUGGCAAGGGCUUAUUGUUCCUGACAAUCCUCCAUAUGAUAAAGGAGCCUUCAGAAUCGAAAUCAACUUCCCAGCAGAAUAUCCAUUCAAACCUCCUAAGAUUACAUUUAAAACAAAGAUCUAUCACCCUAACAUCGAUGAAAAGGGGCAGGUGUGUCUGCCAGUAAUUAGUGCUGAAAACUGGAAGCCAGCAACUAAAACUGACCAAGUAAUCCAGUCCCUCAUAGCACUGGUGAAUGAUCCACAGCCCGAGCAUCCCCUUCGGGCUGACCUAGCUGAAGAAUACUCUAAGGACCGUAAAAAAUUCUGUAAGAACGCUGAAGAGUUUACAAAGAAAUAUGGUGAAAAGCGACCAGUGGACUAAAAUCUGACACAAUUGAUGUCAGCAACGUAUGAUAGAAGAUCGGAGCAGUGCAUUUGAGACACCCCGUAAAGCAGGACUCUAUGGAAAAUUGACAAGUGCCACCUUUCGGUGUUAACUUGUGGCUGUUACUAACUUUCUACAGUUUUCUUAAUCAAAAGUGGGCUAGGUAACCUGUAAAGAAAGGAUUAAAAAUUAAGAUGUUCUAGUUCUGCUUUCUUUGUUUAAAAAUCACUGCUUCAAUAUACUUUAAAGUAUGCUGUUUUCUUUUUCUUGUCAGAAUUUAUCAAAAAUAUCUUAGACUUAUAUUCUGCCCUUAAAUUGAAAAGGUUGUGGCUGUCAUUUCUUAUUUUUCCUUGCAGUUCCCACCAUCUUGAGUUCAUUUAAUUCUUCAUGGAAUUUUAUCCUCCUCCCCAAACUGAUGCUUAGAAAAAAUAUCCCAGUUCUGGCAGAAAACGAUUGAGUGUUUGGCAGUUUUGUUUACUUUUCUUUUUAAAUGUUGCACUGUGCUUUGUGGGACUUGUUCCAAGUUCCCCUUAACUUCAGUUUGUAACAUAAUAAACAAAAACAAACAAACCCCACAAAAACAAUCAGAAAUAAUGUUCAGGUCUGAUGUAAAUCUGGCUGAUGUUAACAAAAUGUUUAUUAAACGGGGAAACCCAAA